UAUACAAAACACAUACGCGUAAAUUAAAAGCAAACAGCGAUACGUGCGUUUAGGAGAAUUUCGCGGUGUUUUUCGCUUGUGGUUGUUGUCAUGGUGAGGGCGGAGGAAAUAUGGCGUCAGAUUCAAACAGACGCUGAAGGAGUUUUACAACAACACGGAUUUUAACAUUUUCGUGUCAUUUCACGUCAAUAUUUCGUCAAACACGGAUGUACGAGCAUCACAGGCCUUUAAAUAAUCUCAGAACCGUAACGUAACAUCGACCACAUGCCCAUCGAAUCUGCCCGUCCACGCCAUGGCAAACGGGUCAAACAUAAAGACCCAGUUUCAACCCUGCGGGCGUCUCACCCACGAGCCGUGGCCCAGACUGCACAAAACUCACAGGAAGAGAUCAACAGGCUCAGAGAUGUGAUCGAUCAGCUGCAGAGAGACAGACGGGAUGGUGAGAGACAGACAAGUGAUGAUUUUACUUUCACAGCUGAGCUGAGGUGGAAAAUUAACCAGCUGGAAAAGGAGAAACUGGAUUUCACUUCCAAAAAUAAUGAAGAGGUGUCGCAGUACGAGGCGCAGGUGGCGCGGUUGCGGGCGCAGGUGGAGCGUGGUGAGGCACAACGGCAGACGAUGGAGUACAACGUUGCUGUGGUGAAAAGAGACGCGGCUGUAGAGAGGAGAAACGCUGAGGAGAAGAUGAACGACCUGAGAAAUGACAACCGCAGGCUGGAUGUCCUCAGCUCAGAGCUGCGUCAGAGAGUGUCAGAUCUAGAGAGAGCUUUAGAAAUAACGCAGCAGGCGCGAGAGGAUGACAUUAAGGGCCUCCACACGGAACUGCACGAGAGAGACCGUCUGCUGCUGAGCGCAAAUGCUGAGAACGAUCUGCUGCAGGCCGAAAAGAGCCGACUAAACACACUGAUACAGGAACAGAACGACACACUACAGAAGAUGAAAUGUGAAAUGGAGAGAAUGAAGAGAGACAGAGAGAAAAAUGCAGAGAAACUGAAACACAAGUCAAUAGAAUUGAACCGCAACACAGAGAGAGAAGAGAAACUGCGCUCUGAUCUGGAGGCAACUCUACAGAAGGUGAAGGUUCUGGAGCAGAGCGUGGAGUCGGAGCGCGCCGCACACCUGCAGUCUAAAUUCAGCUCUGAGAUCAUCCAGAUGAGGAUAAGGGAUCUGGAGGAGGCUCUUGAGGUGGAGAAGAGCAGUAACGCUGACGUCUCGUCCCGUCUGGAGCUCCUGAAGCAGAAGUUUGGAGAAGUGGAGAGAGCGUACGAUCACGAGAGAGAAAAAUCACACGACACGAGCCAGAAACUCACACAGUUGGAGAAGGACUUCUUGACCAUGAAAACUGAUCUGAUUGGUCAGCUGGAUGGAGAGAAGGCCGCAUCUGCUGAGCUGAUUGGACAGUUAGAGCAGGAAAGGGCGGAGUCAAUGAAGCUGUCAGUCAAACUGAAGGAGCUGGAGAAAGCGUGGACAGAGAAACAAGAAGAAACCAGCCAGGUGCAGGAGGCUCUUGUGUGUGUGCAGCGGUCCUAUGACAGUCUGUUGAGUGAAAUUGAUCAGGUGCUUCAGCAGUAUCAGCAGCAGGGGGCGACACACGCUCAUAACACAGAGGAUGGAGGUAAACACAACGCAUCUGCUCUAAUGGACAUCCUGCGGAGAACACUACAUUACUACAACACACAGUUGCAGGAGUCUGUGAUUGUGAUGCAGAAAUUGAAUCAUGAGGUCAGACAGAAGGAUGAAACAAUCACUGAUCUCCAGAGGAACAUCCAGGAGUGUGAGGCUCGUGGCGUGUGUGUAAAUGACGAGGUGAAGCGUUUGCGUGCAUGUGUCGCAAACGCCGCAGCUGACCUGCGCAGCCUCAAAAUGCAACACACAGACACACAAACACAGAUGAGCAAACUCCAACAGCAACAUUACAAUGACUGCCAGGAGAAACUGACGUUCCUCCACACACUGUAUCAGCGUCUGCUCGCCGGAUGUGUGCUGGUGACGCCGCCGCACAGCAUGCUGGGUACCUUCUCGUGGGUGGAGCUUAGCGCAGUGGUGCAGGAGCACGUGAACAGACUGACCUCUGACCUCUCCGCAGCCAAUCAGAAGGUGUCAUGUUUAGAGAGUGUGUGUGAGGGGAAAUCGGCAGCGCUGGAGAGUGUGAGCGCACAACUGAGACAACGAGAGGAGACCUGGAGCAAACAGAGAGAAGAUCUCAACGCACAACACACACACCUCAACAAGCAGCUGCAGCACAAGAUACAGGAUCUCAGCAGGCAGCUGCAGCAGGCCGAGGGGCGUGUCCGCUCUCUGGAGCGCGCUCAGUGCGAGCAGGAACAGGAAGUGACGCGUCUGCAGGGCUUGGUGAACGCGAGCGGCCACGAGGAGGCGUGUCUGUUGGCGGCGUGCGGCGUGUUGGCGGGAUGUGUCCGCGGUCUGCGCAGACAGGUGUGCGCGCUGGCGUGGCAGAAGGCCGUGCUGCAGGAGCGUGUGUGCGACGCCGACGUCCUGAGGUCAGAGGUCGGCAGGCUGCUGCACGCGCUGGGUGACGGUGGGAUCAAAGGUCAUGGCGCACGCAGGUUCCGGCGGUGUGUGAUCGCGGUGCUGGCGGCGGGUCGUCUGCGUGCGCUGGGACGGAGAUCCGCGGUGAUGUUCAGGGUUGCGGUGGGUUUCGGGCUGCAGCCGCUCGUGUGUGUGAACGAGGUGAAGCUCAGAGAGGAAGAGGAGGAUGACGGCAGCAGGGUGAUGAAGACACUUACUUCCUCUGAGCUGCUUGUGCUUGUACAUUCAAGCAUGGAGGGAGUGCAGCAGGAAAUGAACCGAACCGACUGUGUGAAGGACUCCUCGCGUGUGGCGUCGGCAGCUCAGAGCGCAUGCAGGAAGUUACUUGAACGGCUGCUGUCAGACGUGGACUCUCAGUGCUGCGGGCAUUAUGGGAAGGACUCGCUGGCACGGCGACUGGCUGACGGACUUCACACGCUCGUGAAACACAGCUACUGUAACAGCAAGAUGAUGAUGGCGUUUCUUCAGAAGCACAUCCUGGAGUUCACACAGCGUUUGCAUUCAGCUGAGGUCGAGCGCAGGAACCUGAGACUGGAGAUCUCACGCUUAAAACGCACAAACAGCUGCAAAGACACACACACCGCGUGUGUUCCUCUCCAGCAGUUCGAGAGUGUGUGUGAGGAGCUCAACAGUGCCCUACAGAGGGAGCAGCGCGCUCAGGCUCUGCUGCAUGAUCAGGCCGCUCAGCUGCAGCAACUGGGCCUCAGCAUGGAGCUUCACACGGGGGAAGAGCUAGAGAAAGACCGCACACUCGCACAGGCUGUGCAGAGUCUGUCAGACGCCAAGCUGGAGUUAAGGAGGAAGGAUCAGACGUUGCGUUCGCUGGGGAAACGGCUCAGCCAAUCACAGCAGGAGAACAAACAGCUACAGCACGACAUCGCCAGUGCAGAGAACACACUGAUCAAUGCAGAAAAGAAUAAAGAGUCUCUGAUAAGCUACAUUAAGUCUGUGGAGGAGUGUUUACAAGAGAUGAAAGAUCAAGUCAUUCUGUCCAGAAAAGCCUCUUCACAGGAUGAUUUCACCCUACAGCUCUCCAGAAUGUCCCUAACACAAUCAGACAUGCACAGCAUCGUGGGAAACCCAGAGACAGAAGCAUGUCAGCGUUUGGUGAUGCGUUUUCUGGAGCUGCAUCAGCUGGUGUGCUCAAAAAUAUCAUCUCAGGAGAGAGAGAUCUCAUCAUACGAGUCUCACAUCACAGCACUGAAGAAUGAACUACAGGACGCCUGCCUGCGGGAGAGAAACAGCUGUAUACCGUUGCUUGCGUCCUCUGAGCCGUCAGCAGAGGUGGAUUAUGGGACGUGUUUUCUGUCAGACGCUGCGGUCUCACUGAAAAGCUCCUCUAGAAACACACUCUCAGAUCUCCAGAGGAAAGUCAAAGAGAGAAAACACUGAUGAACUGAAGCUAAAUCACUGUGAGACAGACAAUCAAACGGUCUCGUUCACAGGAACGUCUCAUGUUUGUGAUACCUGACUUUUCUGUGGAUGAUGUGUAAUGGUGACACUGUUAACAAGUGUUAUUAAAUCUGCUGUGGUUUAUUGGUGCUAGCGCUGUACUCCUCCUCACGCUCACAUACAUAAAACAACAGUGAUGGAGGGGGGGGCGGGGGAAUAAGAUGUGUCACCCUAAAUCUAGCAAAGUCUGCAUUAAGUUUGACUUUUCAAAUAUACACUACCUCCCAAAACUUUGGAAAACCUCAUGUUCUUUCUUUGGUCUGGUGCUUAUUUAUCAUAGUCACAUUAAUGCUUGAUUAUCUGAGUAAGUGACACUGACUACGCAGAUGCUGGAUGUCAGAGGAGUGUGUGUUUUUUUUUGUUGUUUUUUUUUUAAUCCUCCACUCGUCUGUGAAAAUCCUCUUUCCAGUCGCCGUUCAGAGAUGAGGAGAGACGAAUGGGGCGUAGGUCUCGGUUCAUGUAGAUUAUCUGACUGUCACUGGCUGCCAGUGAUGUGUGUGUGUGUGUGUGUGUGUGUGUGUGUGUGUGUGUGCACCUGGUAUUCAUCACGUUAUGGGGACCAAAUGUCCCCACAAGGAUAGUAAUACCAGUAAAUUUUGACCUUGUGGGGACAUUUGUGAGGUCCCCAUGAGGAAACAGGCUUAUAAAUCAUGCAGAAUGAGUUUUUUUGAGAAAGUAAAAGUGUGCACAGUCUCCUGUGAGGGCUAGGUUUAGGUGUAGGGUAGGUGUAGGGUGAUAGAAAAUACGGUUUGUACAGUAUAAAAACCAUUACGCCUAUGGAAUGUCCCCAUAAAACAUGUAAACCCAACAUGUGUGUGUGUGUGUGUGUGUGUGUGUGUGUGUUUUGUACAUUUUAAAUUCAUCACUUUUAGAGUUUAAAAUGAAGAGCUCCAUCCCAUGUUAGUGUGCUUUUUGAAACUACUGUUUGUGGAAACAUCAUCUUAUUUUAAAUCUAGUGAAAUGCUAAAAUCAUCUGGCC
Messenger RNA from Labeo rohita (rohu), 4981 nucleotides. RefSeq names its product coiled-coil domain-containing protein 171 (gene ccdc171). Bases 265 to 3942 code for a protein of 1225 amino acids. The record is from RefSeq and is a predicted model, not a curated record. Lineage: Eukaryota; Metazoa; Chordata; Actinopteri; Cypriniformes; Cyprinidae. The transcript is spliced from 24 exons.